Messenger RNA from Galleria mellonella (greater wax moth), 732 nucleotides. RefSeq names its product piggyBac transposable element-derived protein 3-like. The transcript has a single exon. The record is from RefSeq and is a predicted model, not a curated record. Lineage: Eukaryota; Metazoa; Arthropoda; Insecta; Lepidoptera; Pyralidae. Bases 1 to 732 code for a protein of 243 amino acids.
AUGGUAAUAAUUGUGGAACAAACCAACAGAUAUGCCCGUCAGAAAAAUAGUACUAACUGGAAACCUGUAACUCUACAAGAUAUUAAGGCGUAUCUAGGAGUUUUAAUCCUUAUGGGCUUAAAUCCUUUACCGGACAUGGAACUCUACUGGUCAUCAGAUCCCUUUUAUUACAAUAAGGAAAUUGCCCAGGUUUUCCCAAUAGUAAGAUUUAAAAAAAUUACAGAAAACCUCCACUUAAAUGAUAACGAGAUGGAACCACCAAGAAACUCCCCUGAAUAUGACAAAUUAUUUAAAUUGAGACCCCUCCUCACAGAACUCAACAAAGUUUAUCAAAGAGAGGCAUACAAUUCAGAAGUACAAUCGAUUGAUGAGUGUAUGGUCAAAUUUAAAGGGCGCAGCUCCUUAAAGCAAUACAUGCCGAAAAAACCCAUCAAAAGAGGAUUUAAGGUAUGGGCAAGAUGUGACGCCAAAACUGGGUACUUGUACCAAUUCGAAGUGUAUUCAGGAAAAGGCGACAGCACCGAAAAUGAAGGGUUAGGCUACAAUGUUGUCAUGAAACUCUGCAGUAACGUACCAAGAAACACUUUAAUUGCCUUUGACAACUUUUUUACUAGCUGUAACCUCAUGGAGGAUCUUUACGAUAAAAAUAUUUAUGCAGUGGGAACAGUCAGAUGCAACAGAAAGGACUUACCUGAUAUGAUAAAAAAAAACAACCGAAACCAUUGCGAUUAG